Messenger RNA from Lolium rigidum, 951 nucleotides. RefSeq names its product EID1-like F-box protein 3. The coding region runs from base 1 to 888 and encodes 295 amino acids. The record is from RefSeq and is a predicted model, not a curated record. Gene Ontology annotation, molecular function: protein binding. Lineage: Eukaryota; Viridiplantae; Streptophyta; Magnoliopsida; Poales; Poaceae. The transcript has a single exon.
AUGAGCGAGGGCACGCUGGAGAUGAAGCGGCUGCGCGUCGGCAGCGGCUGCAGCAUUGGCGCGGUCGCCGACGACUGGAACGGCCGAGGGCGGUGCAUCGGCGCCCGGAUCCGGGGAGUCAACGUGGGCAUCCUGGACGAGCAGGUGCUGGUGCUGGUCUUCCGCGCGCUCAACUGGGACCCGCAGGCGCUCUGCUCCGUCGCGCGGGUCAGCCGGCGCCUCCGCGCCGUGGCGGAGCGGGUGCUGUGGCGCGAGCUCUGCGUCUCGCGCGCGCCGCGGAUGGUGUCCGCGCUCACGGCGGGGUCGUCCUCCGCGCCCGGGUCGGGCCGCGUCGGCGGCGGCUGGCCGGCGCUGGCGAAGCUGCUCCUCUUCUGCUGCGGCGCCGCGGGCGCCGCCGUGCCGGGCCACUUCGCCCCGGUCUCCCGCUUCUCCAAGACCUCCGGCCGGAGCUUCCUGUCGCGGCGCUGCGGCGGGGACCUGCUGUACGUGUCGGACCCGUGCGAGCACGCCGUGCCCGGAACCGCCGGCGACGAGGACGUGGGCGCGUACCGCGGCGUGUUCCGCGGCUUCAUGCGCUCCCGCACGCGGGCCUGCCUGGUGGGCGGCCGCGCCCCGCUGGAGCCCCGCGUGCGCUGCCCCUACUGCGGCGCGCGCGUGUGGAGCGUGACGGCGGCGGGGCUGGCGCCGCGCAGCGCGUGCCGCCGCCUCGGCGCGCACGAGGGCCGGCUCGAGUACUUCGUCUGCGUCAGCGGCCACCUCCACGGCAGCUGCUGGCUCGCGCGCCUCUCCGACAGCGACGGCGAGCGCGACGGCUCCGGCUCCCUCUCCGACGACGGCGACGCGUUCGGCGCCAGCGAGGAGGAAGACGACAGGCGCAUGGCGCUGUAAAGAUCAGAGCUUUGCUUGUUUUGCUAGCCACAUGAUCAAAGUAGCAUGUUCCUUUUUUCCUUC